AUGAAGAGCUUCAGAAAUGUUUUCUGUCUUCUCUUCUUUCACACUGCUCUCGGCCUGGAACGUGUCCGGUGGUGCGUGGUCUCUGAGCAAGAGCUUUCCAAGUGUAAAGACAUGAGUGCAGCCUUUGGUGGGGCUGGCAUUCUUCCCCCUCUGGAGUGUACAGAGGGGGGGUCAGCUGCUAACUGUACCCAGAUGGUCAAGGAUGAUUUGGCAGAUGCAGUGACAGUGGAUGGCCGUUUGAUUUACCAGGCUGGAAAGGAGCAUGGUCUGAAACCUGUGGUUGGGGAAGUGUAUGAUCAAGAGAUUGGAACUGCCUAUUACGCCGUGGCUGUGGUGAGGAAGAGCUCCAACAUCACCAUCAACAGCUUGAAGGGUGUCCGUUCAUGUCACACGGGGAUCAACAGAACUGCAGGCUGGGAUGUGCCAGUGGGUUAUCUAAUUGACAGUGGGCGCCUGGCAGCAGUGGGAUGUGACCUUCCAAAAGCUGUAAGUGACUAUUUCAGUGCGAGCUGUGUUCCUGGAGCAAAUGGCAUAAACUAUCCCCAGUCCCUCUGUCAGCUCUGCAGAGGGUCCCUGGCUGGGCAGAACAAAUGUGAGCGAAACUCCCGAGAGCGAUACUACGACUACAGUGGGGCUUUCAGGUGUUUGGCUGAAGGUGCUGGAGAAGUCGCUUUUGUGAAGCACAGCACAGUGCCUGAAAAUACAGAUGGAAGGAGUCUCUCUCCGUGGGCGCAGCGGCUCCGCUCCCGGGACUUCCAGCUCCUGUGCCGCGACGGCAGCAGGGCGGCCGUGGGCGAGUGGAGGAGCUGCCACCUGGCCCGCGUCCCAGCCCGCGCCGUGCUUCUGCGGCCCGACGCAGAUGGGACAGUUCUCUUCCAGCUCCUCAACCAAGGACAACAAAGAUUUAAUGGGGUAGGCACCAAGUUUCAGAUGUUUGACUCGGCAGCCUAUGGUGCCCAGAAUCUUCUGUUCAGAGACUCCACUACAGAGCUUGUUGCAAUCACAGCUCAGAAUUACCAGGCAUGGCUGGGUGACAAGUAUCUUCAUGCCAUGCAAGCCCUGAGCUGCAGCCCCAAAACAUUGCCAGAAAGCCUGACCUGGUGUGUUAUAUCCACUGAGGAGAUUUGGAAAUGUGGUGAAAUGGCCGUUGCCUUUCAGAAAAAGAAUUUGAAACCAGCAAUUCAGUGUAUUUCAGCUAAGACAAAGGAACAGUGCAUGGAGCUGGUGCAGAAAAAGGAAAGUGAUGCUGUAGUUCUGGGUGGAGCUGAUAUUUACACAGCUGGGAAGACAUAUGGCCUUGUACCAGCUGCUGGAGAAAGUUACUCUGCUGAUGACACCAGCAGUGCAUACUAUGCUGUGGCAUUAGUGAAACGAAAUGUGUCCAAUGCAUUCACCAUCAGUGACCUGAAAGGGAAGAAGUCCUGCCACACGGGACUGGGGAGAACUGCUGGGUGGAAUAUCCCCAUCGGGCUGCUGCUUAGGAGGGGUGUUAUUAAGACCAGAGACUGUAAUAUUCCUCAAGCUGUGAGUGAGUUCUUCUCUGCCAGCUGUGUGCCCUCAGCUGCGCGGGACGGUUACCCGUUCCGACUCUGCCAGCUCUGUGUCGGAGAUGACAGUGGGAACAGUAAAUGCAGCGCGAGCAGCCAGGAGCGUUACUACAGCUACCGCGGGGCCUUCAGAUGGCUAGCUGAAAGAGCAGGGGGAAGG
Molecule: messenger RNA, 1707 nt
Organism: Merops nubicus (carmine bee-eater)
Lineage: Eukaryota; Metazoa; Chordata; Aves; Coraciiformes; Meropidae
Gene: MELTF
Product: antigen p97 (melanoma associated) identified by monoclonal antibodies 133.2 and 96.5
Exons: 13
Biological process (GO): iron ion transport
Cellular component (GO): extracellular region; early endosome; recycling endosome
Source: RefSeq, a predicted model, not a curated record